GCCUGCCACAGGAGGAGGUGUGUCCGCCGGAGCCAAAAGUCUCCCUGCAUGCGAGUGUGAGCUCACACACUGGAAGAGGAGGAGAGUGGAGGAGACGAAAAGAAGCCAGAACCGGGGAUCCUCUGAGGGAUGCGAGAGGGGAGCCAAGGAGCAGGAGCGCCUUUCAGCCCCGCGGGGGAGCUCAGGCGCGCGGGCAUCUCACUCCGACGGACCGAGCGCCGUCUCCCCGGCAACCGCCAUGGGCUGCAAUUUGUGCACCUUGCAGAAACGGGAGGAGCACUACAAGCUGCUCUACGAGAUUGCACAGGUGAACAGGCGUAACUUCUCCAAGGUGGAGCAGGAUGAGACGGCGGCGGAGGCCGUACGACGAGAUCCCGUCGUGGCGUCGGAGGAGGAGGGUUGCGUCGCCGACGUGUGCACGCAAACCGACAUCACCUUCGAGCACAUCAUGGCGUUGGCAAAGCUCCGACCGGCGACGCCGCCCGUGCCCGACGUCUGCCCGUUCUUAUUGUCUGACAGCUGCCAUUCUCUCCACACAAUGGAACACGAGUUCUACGAAUGUCCUGAGUACCUGUCCAAUAUACCUGCUGAAGUGGAGCGGACUGAAGAGUUUGUUUAUGAGGAAGUGGAGUUAUGCAAGCAGAACACUCAAGAGAAACUGGGCCUAACGUUGUGCUACCGGACGGAUGAGGACGAGGACAUGGCCAUUUACGUCAGCCAGGUGGAGCCCAACAGUUUAGCAGCAAGAGACGGACGCAUUAAGAACGGCGAUCGUAUUCUACAAAUAAAUGGCCAUACGGUGCAUGAUAGAGAGAAGGCAGUUUCCUUGCUAUCAGGAGAACAUGGAAAGAGCAUCGUCCUGCUGGUGACGAGGCCAGAGACACAGCUGGAGGAUGAUGUGUGGCUUGACGAUGAGCAACAAGAGCUGGUGAAGGAACUGAAGAUGGAGAUUCUGGAGGUGGGGAAGAAGAAUUGCAGCCGCAGGCAAGACGAGGGUCAAGAGGAAAGGACAACGGACGCAGCGACCUGCUCCUCCAACAGCCAAGACAAAGACAGCGGGUUCGGGUGCGGUACCGACAGUCCCGAGCACCAACCGUUAUCGGCCGGUCUUUGCAGGAGAAGUCCAGCUCAGUGUUUGAGGGACCAAUGGCGAGCCCAGAAUCCACACAGCAAGCGAGGUGCUCUGAUUCCACAGGACAAGCAAAGGACAGCAAGUCAAGGCCAAGGUUGCGAAGGGGUAGUGAGCGUUCACGACGGUGGAAGUGGGAUCUUGGCUCUGGAGAAUCACUUCCAGCAACUUCUGGAAGUCAAGUGUCAAAUCCGGAAGGGCGUGGAGUGCGGGGUGUACUCCAUUCGACACAGUAUCGAGUGCAGCCUCACGGAACAGGGAGGUGGACCUGGAGAUAGCGCUGAGGAGGCUGAGGAAGGUGAAGGGGUGGAGCAAGAGCUGAGGAUGUUGAAUGAAGAACUACGCAGCAUUGAGCUCGAAUGUCAGAACAUCAUGCAGGCCCAUCAGCUCCGCCGGCAGACGGAUGCCUUAACCCCGCCGUCUUCUUCACCGGGUCGUAGGCUCAAGAACCACGGCAGACUGGCAGACAUUUACGAACACCCCAAGAGCCGAGAAAAAGAUAACUCCAGUGCCUACAACACAGCCGAGAGCGCACGGUCCACCCCGCUGAGGGUGGAGCCAUCUCCCGAGCACUCCCUGCAGAGACGCAUCAGCAUCGCCAACCAGAAGAACCUCCAAAUGGCCUCCAGCAGCUCCAUCCCUGUUCCUAAGUCUCAGGGCUCACCGGAACAUGGUGCACCAGCAGAUCCCGUUGUUUUCUCAAGCAGCCCCGAUCAGAGUAACCCCUCUCGAUCCGAGUCCGACCCGGCGCUGCCUGCGGACGAUGAACGCUGUGAGAAAAAGGGGAGAACCAAAGAUCCAAAAAGAAAAUCGCCGUUUGCCUCAUACCAAACAAGUCCUUACCACGGCUCGCUCGGAUCCCGGCAACUUCAGGGCUACAUGCAGCUGCUACAACAGCACUCUUCCUUGGAGUAUACCCAGAGCCAGCUGAGUCUCCUGAGCGUCUGCCGGGAUCCGCUGAACCGUAAUGCUCGCUCCGGGGAACCUCGUUUGGAGUGGAAGGUCAAAGUGCGAGCGGACGGUUCCCGCUACGUGGCCCGGAGACCGGCUCGAGACCGUAUCCUUAGAGAGCGGGCGCUCCGGAUCCGAGAGGAACGCAGCGGCGGCAUGACCACGGACGACGACGCCAUGAGCGAGAUGAAGAUGGGUCGCUACUGGAGCAAGGAGGAGAGGAAGCAGCAUCUGGCGAGAGCCAGGGAGCAGAGGAAGAGGAGGGAGUUCAUGCAGAAGAGUCGCUUUGAGUGUUUGAAGGAGGGUCUGGCCAGCGGGGUCGACGCCCACAAGGAGCUCAACAUCCUGGAACUCAGUCACAAGAAGAUGAUGAAGAAACGCAACAAAAAGAUUCUGGACAAUUGGAUGACCAUCCAGGAACUGAUGAGUCACGGGGCUCGAGUCCCAGACGACUCCCAAGUCCAUAACGCCUUCUUGUCUGUUACGACGGUGUAGGAGAAUGUUUACAGUCUGUUUUUUGGCAAAGACCGUUCUUGC
Messenger RNA from Syngnathus acus (greater pipefish), 2617 nucleotides. RefSeq names its product PDZ domain containing ring finger 4 (gene pdzrn4). Gene Ontology annotation, molecular function: protein binding. The coding region runs from base 239 to 2575 and encodes 778 amino acids. NCBI's taxonomy places the organism in Eukaryota, Metazoa, Chordata, Actinopteri, Syngnathiformes, Syngnathidae. The record is from RefSeq and is a predicted model, not a curated record. The transcript has 10 exons.